CUCUCCCGAAGUUGCCCCGGGAGACACACCCUGGAUCUGUCAUUUCCGCGCUUUCCGGAGCUCAGAGCGAAUGUGCGGUAUGAACCCGUGAAAGAACCGAGGCAUGAAUGAGCCUCCUCCCCGCAGGCUGGGGGCCCGGAGUCCGCGGGGAGCCGAGAACCCCGCAGACCUGCGCCCCCCGGAGCGCGCGCCCUGGGGAGGGGGGGUGGCGCGCGGCUUCCAGGGCGCCCCCCGCGCUGAGCCCCGCAGCUGCGGGCAUGGAGGGGGCCCGGACGGCGCCCCGGAGGACGGAGACUCCGAGUCCUGGGUGAGGGACAAGGUGCUUUUCCUAUUGCACCCGGAGAGGUGGCUGGGAACUCCGGGGCAGCCUGCGCGGGCAGAGGGGCCGCCUGGAGAGCAGCUGCCCGGGGCGCUGGGGUCACAACACCCGGGGCUCCACGGCCCGCCUCCUGCGGGUCCGCCGGGGGAUCGGGUGCCUAGGCCCGUGCUGGUGCGGGUGGAGGACUACCAGGUGACCCGGGAGGUGAUGCAGACCGCGUGGACGCGGGCCCGGCUGACCACGCGCACCGAGGAGCGCUCCGUGACCGCAGUCACCUUCCGGGCCAGCCGCGCCUGAGGCUGGAUGCGGGCGCUGCGCCUCGCCGCGGACCCCAAGCGCAGGCUGUGGGGAGGAGCUUUUCCAGAUCCCCAAAGCCAGGGACUCCUCUCCCACCCACCCCACGCCGAGGAUACUUCAACAGGAAGGAGAAACCCCUGGAAUGUUCAUGGCUGGCAAGAUAAUCCUUAAAAAAACAAAAGAAGAAGGAGAAGGAGAAGGAGAAGGAGAAGAAAGAAAGUUCUUCUGGGACCUCCAACUUUAAGAAACUGAGGCUCUGUGUCUAGGGAAGCAGAAAUACCCAAUACUGAUUGCAGCAGUGAAGACAACAUUAGUACCUCCUUUACGGCAUAAGCACUGGGACAGUUUUUGCCAACUCAAAAGAAGAAGGAAAAAAGGUGAUUUUUUUUUUUUUCAAAUGGACAAAGUGCAGGGAAAAAAAAUAAAUAAGAAAAUCUGUUAACUUUUCAUUUUGCAGUAGUUAUCAGUGGAUCUAGUCCCUGCCUACCCCCAUUUCUCUAAGAAUGCAAACAAAGCAGGGGAAUCCAGCGGUAGUGCAGCUGGUUAGGCGCACGUGGCGCGAAG
Messenger RNA from Erinaceus europaeus (western European hedgehog), 1180 nucleotides. It is a transcript of the gene C4H6orf141, whose product is annotated as chromosome 4 C6orf141 homolog. NCBI's taxonomy places the organism in Eukaryota, Metazoa, Chordata, Mammalia, Eulipotyphla, Erinaceidae. The transcript has a single exon. The coding region runs from base 104 to 616 and encodes 170 amino acids. The record is from RefSeq and is a predicted model, not a curated record.